Messenger RNA from Patella vulgata (common limpet), 11221 nucleotides. RefSeq names its product monocarboxylate transporter 12-B. NCBI's taxonomy places the organism in Eukaryota, Metazoa, Mollusca, Gastropoda, Patellidae. The transcript has 4 exons. Gene Ontology annotation, molecular function: monocarboxylic acid transmembrane transporter activity. The record is from RefSeq and is a predicted model, not a curated record. Bases 618 to 2054 code for a protein of 478 amino acids. Gene Ontology annotation, biological process: transmembrane transport; monocarboxylic acid transport.
CCUAUUGAUUUUCAAAGAUUUCUGAUAAUUACUGCCAAAGUUAUGGCCCUUGAUCACUUUGAAAAAUCUUGUGGAUGCUCUAGAGGCCAAAGUUAAUAUCCGAUUGACUUCAGAUUGAUACACAGAGUUUAAGAUCUUGAGGCGAACAAGUAUAUUGAUUUUCAAUGAAUUUUUAUGACUUGGAACAGCUAAAUCCAUGAUACAGUAUUAAAAGUUUUGUAUACAAAACGUUAGCAUGGGGCAGAACUUUAUAAAAACCAAACAAAUUCUAAUGAUUUUCUGAGUUGUUGCUCUUAAUCAGAUUUUAGUGUAUUAUAAAUGUUUCAUUACCGAAAAAAGUAAAAAUAUGCGACAACUCUUGUUGACUGCCCGGACGAUUUAGCUGCUGUGGGCGUAUGUUUCGUUGCCUGGCAACCUAUCUUUAAGAGAAGAAUUUUAUGCAUAUUUCAUUUCAUUUCGUUAAACUUAACUUCACUUCACUUGAUCUGUUUCAUUAUGUAUAAAUUCCUUUUCUUACUAACUUACGUAUGGAUAAGGUUAAAAUUGAAAUAUAGCUUACCACAUAGCUUCAGACAUUUUUCUGCUUUGAAUCUUCAAAAUAAUUUAUUGUCAAUAUUAUGCUUGUCAAAUUUGUAGCGUUAAAUAACUUGCGUUUUCCAGGUUGUUUUGGUAUGCAUAUAUUGGCCGUAGGAGGUAUCAAAUCAUUUGGUGUAUUAUUUGUGGAGUUUGAACAUCGUUUUGAUACAACAUCCCGAGCAUUAGCUUCUGUACAAGCUGUAACAACAACCUUUAUGAUGGGAAUGUGUCCUGUGUCUAAUGCAUUGAGUAAAAAAUUUGGAUGUAGAAGAAUUGUAUUUAUUGGUGGUAUAUUUAUGGGAUUAGGUUUUGUUUUAUCAUCCUUUGUUCAAUCCUAUCAGUGGCUGUACUUAACCUACGGUGUUAUAUCAGGUUUCGGAUUUGGGUUAAGUUACGCUCCAUGCAUUGUGUUUGUCGGACAUCAUUUUAAAAAAUACAGAGCUCUAGCUAAUGGUUUAUCUGUGUCUGGGAGUGGUGUAGGAACAUUUCUGUUUCCCAUCUGCAUCAAUAAAUUUAUUGUGUGGUAUGGGUUAGGAGGAGCGUUAUUACUUUUAGGAGCAAUUAUGUUUAAUUGUUGUGUCUGUGCCAUGCUUUUUAGGCCCAUAUCAAGCUAUAAAGACAGAAAAAUCAGGAAUAAAGUUUUGAAAAGUACAAUUGAAAGUCAUCCAACUGAAGCCAAAGAAGUGCUUUUAGAAAAAUUAGAACAAAAUGGUUCCAGGAAUAAUAUUCUUAAUGUAGAAGAAAUGUCCGAUUUAAAUGGUACUACAAAAAAUAAUGCUUUGACAGCAGACACAACACAAAUACUUUCAAAACCGGUGGAAGGUCAACAGUUAUUAGAUUCAAAGACUAAAGCCUCACCAAUGUUUGAUUGGAAAUUAUUAACAAAUCCUGUCUUUCUUGUGUUUCUUACUUCAACUUCUGUCACCAAUUUUGCAUACCCAAAUGUUUUUAUUAUGGUACCAUCUUAUGGAGAAGAAAUUGGAUUGGAUAAAUCAACUAGUGCUCUGAUGGUGUCUAUCAUUGGAAUAUCAGAUCUAGUUGGAAGAAUUUUUUUUGGUUGGUUCUCUGAUCUUAGAUUAGUACCAAGAAAGUAUGAGUUUAUGUUUACAAUGGGUAUAAGUGGAGUGUUAAGUCUUAUUUUACCAUUUGUUAAGGGUUAUGCAGCAUUAAUCGCAUAUUGUAGUACUUAUGGAUUUUUUGCGGGUGCCUAUAUUGCACUGAUUGCUGUGGUGUUGGUGGACACUCUAGGAAUCGAGAAUCUGUCCGGUGCAUUUGGUUUUGUUGGAUUUGGAAUGACAAUUGGUUUAUUAGGGGGUCCCCCUAUAGUAGGUGGUCUUCGUGAUGGUACUGGUACCUGGGAUAAUUCCUUUAUGUUUGUAGCAUUGAUUGCCAUAGUAGGUGCAAUGAUCAUAUUGUUUGAGCCUUUGGCACAGAGAUACAUUAAUAAAAAGAGUAUAAAGAAAGUAACUGAGAUUUGAAGGCCAUACCAUUUAUUUUCUGGUUUCUUAAUUUGUAAAUAAUUUGGUAGGCAUCACUGAAAUUUAUACCAGACAUAAGCCCCAUUUACACAUGGCUGUGAUAAGCACGCCAAUCUCGGCACGGUACCAGGCCGCAAUAAAUUUCAAGAAAUUGACCCAUUUACAUUACUCUAAAAUAACCGGUCUCGGAACCGUGCCAGGCAUGCCAUAUGUGGAACUAUUCACAGAAAAGCUAAAUUCAGUCCCUAUGCAAAUUACCGUAAUGAAAACAAUCAUGGCGGUUGAUUGGCACUGUACUCAGUAUGGCACGCUUAUGUUUUACCCGUUUACACUACAAAAAAUUUAACCGUGGCAUGCUUAAACUUUGUAAUGUAAAUAGGGUUAAAGUCUUUCUUCAUGAUUACUUUAAGAAAAUGGAAACGUGUCUUUUUUCAUUCUUGAUUGGUAGUGAGGUUAGAACUGGUGAUGUUCUGUUUUCCUUGUAUCUGUUUUUAUAUGCCCACAUUUUCAUUUGGAUGUAUUAUGCCGUCGCAUUAACAAAACACAAUUUUUAUGGGAAAAAAUCACUGGUUUUAUUCUAAAAACACGACAUUUCGACAAGUAUCCUCGUAUCGUUAUCAAGCACAAUGACAUUCACUACUACUACUGCCUGGUGGUUUAACAUCGGCUUCCACAGAAGUGAUAUCGCAGACAAAACAUAGGAGAGCCGAGGCUUCCUCCUGUUUUUAGAAUAAGAUUUUGCAAUCUUUCCAUUUGCGGCCUUAGACCAUGGAGUCGGUUUAGUUGGAUGUUCAUCCCUUUAUUUAAUAAAAAACGUAUUAUUUGGUAGUUGAUCUGUGGAGACAGCAUAUAUGCGGACAUAUAUGCAUCUUGUUUCUAGAUUGGUAGAUGUAAUCUUUGUGGGUUUAGUGUUUAGGUGUCAGACCCACAAAGACAUUUAGUAUACUUGAGUUUAAUAUACAUGUAUACUCUUCAAAAAGUAGGGGAUAUUGAAAUGCAAAUACCUAUGCAGGUUGUGAUAUGAUAAAUAGUCAUGGACACUUGACAUGCUUUGAGAGUAUGUUCACAGAUGAAGAACUUAUCGCCCCAACAGAACCACUGAGCUGCAUGUGUGACACGCACUAGCGCCAUACACGUUGGAGGGGUUCAUUGUCAAAUUUUGACACUUCAAGGAAGGGUUGAUGAAAACUGCCGCUUGCUGGUUUAUCCUAUCCAUGUUAGCUUUCCAAUCGGUUCUUGCAUAAGAUUUACUGUUUAACUUACCUUUGCUUUAGUGUGUUGCGUUUAAUUUGAUCGGGAGACGUGUUCGUCAACAUCAACCGACAACACUGCAAGAACUGACCGUGGCACUGCAAGAGGAGUGGGUCAGAUUACCCCAAAUCAUGAUUGGAUGGUUGAUUAGGAGCAUGCCACGCCGUAUUGCUGAAUGUAUGAGGAUUGGUGGAGCAAUUACUCAUUAUUAAGACAAAAAUCAAAAAUGUCCAUUUUCACUUUUGACAGUGUAUCUCUUUCAAGUGAAAUGGGGCCGUCAGAUAAGCCACCCAUAUGAACUGUUUAUGUUCAUGUGUAGGCAAUUGACCUGUUAUUAACAUACCCUGGUUACCUCUAAUAAAAACAGUAGGCAUUUCCACAGUUUUGUAUUGUUUCUGAAUAUCCCCUACUUUUUUUGAGUGUAUAUAAGAGUUCAUGAUGAAGCCAUUUACAAAGAUUAAAUAACAAUAAGAAGUAUUAGAUUAAACAAAAAACAAAACAAGCUAAUAGGCUUACAUUCCAGGCAAAGGAUAAUAUUAACUAUGAAAGCAUUCAAAGGGAGCCAUUGGGUAAAACCAUAUUAUGUUAAUGAGGUAAAAAAGAUGAGACCAUUUCCCAAAAUAUAGAUAACACUAAUAAUUAGAGAUACAAACACCACAUAGCCCAAUCUCAGUUGGUUGUUAGAAUCUGCACCUCGUUCCAUUCGAUUCUAUGCUGCGGGUGGUUAUGAAGAUGCUCCGCUAUGGCUGAGUUGUUGGUAGCAGCUUUGGAUCUGUGUUCCGAUAUUCGUUUAUCUAUAGGGGUCGUUUAGUUUCACCAAUUUAUGAUAGAUCAUAGGAGCAGUUCACUUGGUAGACAACUCCUUUAGGCUGAAUGGGAAGGGUUGGCUUUUGUUUGCCAUUAGCUUUCAGUAUCUGUUUCAAGGUGGUAGGGACAGAGAAUGUAGUAUCGAUGUUGCACUUAAGUAAAUUACUGACUUGAUAUGAUAGGUUGCCAUAAAAUGGCAAGGUUAUUCUGAUCAUCCCUUUUUGUGUUUUUGUUGGUCUCUUUUGGUGUUUUUUGUUGUUUCAUUGAUUUGCUUAUUGACUAGUGAUGGGGUGUAAUUAUUCAAGUUGCAAAACACAUGACGUAGAUGUUCCAAUUGAUCCUGAAGGAAUUCAGGUUCACAAAUGCUUAUGGCUCUGCGUGCUAGGGUUGAUAUGAAGGCUUUUUAUAUGCCCACAUUUUCAUGUGGGCGUAUAUUGUCGUCGCCCCUGUCCGUCUGCCCACAAUUGUUUGUGAACACUCUACAGGUCACAAUUUUUAUCCGAUUUCAACGAAACUUGAAAUAUAGGUUUAUCACCCUGAGAUCUUGGUUCCUUUCGAUAUUGGCAUGUAUCGGACUGUAACUUCAUGGAUUAUAGCCCCUGAUUGUACGAAAAAUCACCUUUGUAGCUUGUCAACACUGUAGAGGUCACAAUUUUUAUCCGAUUUGGGUUAAACUUAAAAUGUAUGUUUAUAACCCACAGAUCUCGGUUCCUUUUGAUAUUCGCGCAUAUUGGACCAUAACAUCCUAAAUUAUGGUCACUGAAUAAUGUUUUUAGCUUGUGGACCCUAUAAAGGUCACAAUUUUUAACCGAUUUAAAAAAAAAAAACGUUUGAAUAUAUCACCGUUACACCCUAAGGAUGGUUGAGUUCGAAAAUCCGACCGAAACAGACGGGCAAAAUGGCCACCCCUUGUUCGCAGAUAGUGUCAAAAUAUUGUGUAUCGGGGUUGUGGACCCUCUGGAGGUCACAAUUUUCAUCUGAUUUUGAUGAAACUUGAAAUGCAUAUCUUUGUUCCUUUCCAUUUUCGUACGUAUCGAAUCGUAACUUCCUGAAUUAUGGCCCCUGAUUGUACGAGAAAUCACGUUUUUAGCUUGUGGACCCUAUAGAGGUCAUAAUUUUUAUCCGAUUUAAAAGAAAAACGUUUUAAUAUAUCACCAUUCCACAGACAAAAUGGCCGCCCCUCGUACGCAAAUAGUGUAAAAAUAUGGUAUAUCAAGGUUGUAGACCCUCUAGGUCACAAUUUUCUUCUGAUUUUGAUGAAACUUGAAAUGUAAGUUAAUAACCCAAAGAUCUUGGUUCGUAACUUGGUUCGUUAUGUUCGUAACGUAACUUCCUGAAUUAUGGUCCCUGAUUGUACUAAAAAUUGGUUUUUAGCUUGAGGUCCCUCAAGAGAUCACAAUUAUUAUGCGAUUUAAAAAAAAAACGUUUAAAUAUAUCACCGCUACAUCGUAAUUUUGGUUGAGUUCAAAUUCCGUGAGAAUCGUACGAAAAUUGCCAUACAAAAUGGCCGCCCUUAGUACACAAUAAUAUUAGUCUAAACAUCUGGUGUAUCAAAGUUGUGGACCCUCUCAAGGUCACAAUUUUGAUCUGAUAUUGUUGAAACUUGAAAUGCAUAUUUAUAACCCAAAGAUCUUGGAUCCUUUCGAUAUUCGGGCAUAUCGGAUGGUAACUUCCUGUAUUAUGGCCCCUUAUUGUAUGAAAUAUCACGUUUUUACCUUGUGGUCCCCCUAGAGGUCACAUUUAUUAUCCGAUUUAAAAAAACGAUCGAAUAAUAUCACCGUUACACCGUAAUGUUUAUUGAGAUUGAAUUUCGUUAAAAUCGGGCCAAAAUUGUAGAGGUCACAAUUUUUAUCCAAUUUAAAAAAAAAACAAACAUGUGAAUAUAUCACCAUUACACACUAAGAUCUUGGUUCCUUUUGAUAAUUGUGGUAACCUCCUGGAUUAUGACUCCUGAUUGUUUGAAAAAUCACAUAUUUAGAUUGCACAAUUUUUUUUCCGAUUGUAAAAAACGUUUAAAUAUAUCACCGUUCCACCGUAAUAAAGGUUGAAUUCGAAUUUUGGGAAUAUCGAAAUGAAACUGCCGCUCUUUGUACGCAAAUUGUGUAAAAGUAUGCAAUGUGAAGGUUGUGGUCCCUGUAGAGGUCAAAAUUUUUAUCCGAUUUUGAUGAAACUUAAAACAUAUCUUUAUAUCCCAAAGACCUCAGUCCCUUUUGAUAUUUGCGCAUUUCAGACCAUACCUUUCUGGAUUUUUGCCCCUGUUUGUACAAAAAAUCCUGUUUGUUUUUAGCUUAGUUUCUAUCCAUCUCUUGCAAAAUGUGGACGUAUCCUGCCUGGCAGUCGCUGGUUAUCCGAUUUAAGAAAAAUGUGUGAAUAUAUCACCAUUACACACUAUAUAAGGUCUUGGUUCCUUUUGAUAAUCGUGGAUACCCGAGCUUAACUUCCAGGAUUAUGGCCACUGAUUGUUUGCAAUUUUAGCUUGCAGAUUCUCUAGAGGUCACAAUUUUUUUCCGCUUUUAAAAACCGUUUAUAAAAAAUCACCAUUCCACCAUAAUAAUAAUAAUAAUAAUAUUUAUUAUUUAACGCCAAUUACAUCAAGAUAGAUCUCAAUAGGCGGUACAAUAUAAAAUGAAAAACAAUAAAAUAUCACAGAGCAUAGUGAAAACAAAGAUGUAUGUUAUAAAGAACAUUUACGUUAAAAGUAGAUGCAUAAUUAAAAAGAAAUCAAUUCAGAAAAAAGUCUAAGAACAAAAUUAAAAAUUGCUUAAAUAAAUGACUCAAAUAUAAUAAUUAAAAUUGAUAAUAUGCUAUGCUAAAAAGGUGAGUUUUUAGUAGGGAUUUAAAACAUUCAAGUGAUGGUGCAUUACGGAUGUUUAAAGGUGUUGCAUUCCAAAGACGAGGGGCGGCAAUAGAAAACGCUCGUUUGCCAUAAAACACCUGCUUGUAUCUUGGCUCGAAAAGUUGUAUUCCUGAUGAAGAUCUGGUGGUUCUAGUUGACUGACGAUAGGAGAUAACAUCACAUAAGUACCAAGGUGCUUGAUUGUGUAGAAUUUUAAAAGGUUGAAUUCGAAUUUCGGGAAAAUCGAAAUGAAACUGCCCAACAAAAUGCCCGCUCUUUGUACGCAAAUUGUGUAGAAGUGUGUAAUACGAAGGUUGUGGACCCUCUAGAGGUCACAAUUUUUAUCCGACUUUGAUGAAACUUAAAACAGAUCUUUAUAUCCCAAAGAUCUCAGUCCCUUUUGUUAUUUGCACAUUUCAGGCCAUACCUUUAUGGCGUUUGUUUUUAGCUUGUUCUCUAUCCAUCACUUGCAAAAUGUGGGCGUAUCCUGCCUGGCAGCCGCUGGUUUGAUGUAGUGGGGAUGGCUUGAGUUGUAAUUAAUAUAUUGAUCUGUAUGGGUUGGUUUUCGAUAUAUUUUAGUUUUCAAUUGAUUGUUUACUUUCACAACUUGAAGAUCUCAAAACGGUAGAGCUCCAUCUUUCUCGGUCACAAUGGUGAAUUUAAUUCUGGGAUGCUGUUUAUUCAUUUUCAUCCAGUAUCACAAACGUAUCGUCGACCUUGUUUAGCCAAGUAAUUGGAGUAAGGUUGAGGUUCUGAGUGCGCGUUCUUCGAAGUCAGUCAUGAAAAUUUCGGAAAUUUAUGGUGAAAGGGGACUGUCCAUACGUAAACCACUAACUUGCUUAUUUAUAUAGGUCAUCCCCCAGGUAAAGUAUGUGGAAUCAAGGCACACUGUAGCUAAUUCUAGGAUGCUGUCUGUAGAUAAUUUAGUUUCCAAGGGUACUUAAAGGUCGUUUAUUCGGGAGUGGAGAGCUUCAAUAGCUUCUUGACGAAGAUAAAAGAUCAACUACAUCGUAUGACACAAUUCUUCUAGGACGGCUUAUUUCUCUAAUUGUCCUACAAAACUCAACAGAGUCUUUAAUGAAGGAGGCAGAGUAUGUUCCUAAUGGGGCGAGUAGCUUGGAUAGGUGUUUAGCAACAUUGUAAAAAAACAGUCUCUUGAACAAGCCAACAAUCUGGCCUUAAUUGGGUUCUUGUGGGUUUUGAUAGUAGCUCGAGCGUAUGGGGGCGUGGAUGGUUAAAUCUUAUACUUCUUAUUGUUAUUGUUAUUUAAUCUUUGUAAAUGGCUUCAUCAUGAACUCUUGAAAUAUAGGUCUUUCUCAAAAAGAUCUCAGUUCCUUUCGAUAUUGGCUUAUGUGGACCAUAAUUUAAUGGGUUAUGGCCCCUGAUUGUACGAAAAAUCACGUUUUUAGCUUGUGGACACCAUACAGGUCACAAUUUUCAUCUGAUUUUGAUGAAACUUGAAAUGCAUGUUUUUAACCCAAGGACCUUGGUUCUUUAUGGAUAUUCGUGCACAUUGGAUAGCAACUUCCUUAAUUAUGGCCCUUGAUUGUACGAAAAAAUCGUGUUUUUAGCUUAUGGUCUCUCUAGAGGUCAAAAUUAUUAUCCGAUUUAAAACACUGUAAUGUCGGUUUAGUUUGAAUUUCGUGAAAAUCGGACCAAAACUGCCAGACAAAAUGGUGGCUCUUCGUACGCAAAUAGUUUAAAAAUAUGGUAUAUCAACAUCAAGGUUGUUGACCCUCUAUAGGCCUCAAAAUUUUAUCCGAUUUUGAUGAAACUUUAAAUUUAUGUUUAUAUUACAAAGAUCUUGGUGCCUUUCGAUAAUUGCGCAUAUCCAAACGUGACUUCCUGGAUUAUGAUCCCGAAUUGUUCGAAAAAUCUCAUGUUUAGCUUGUGGACCCGCUAGAAGUCACAAUUUGUAUUCAAUUUUAAAAAAACGAUUAAAUAUAUCAGUUACACAUCAAUGAAGGUUGGGUUUGAAUUUCGUAAAAAACUGCCAGACAAAAUGGCCUCUUAUUGGAUCAAAAUUGUGACUUCUAGAGGGUCCAUACAACUUUGAUAUACCAUAUACUUGCGCACAAGGGGCUGCCAUUUGUCCGGCAGUUUUAGGCCCAUUUUCACGAAAUUCGAACUCGGCGAUUGAUAGGUUGUAAAGGUGAUAUAUUCAAACGUUUGUCUCAAUCAGAUAAAAAUUGUUACCUCUAGAGGAGCCACAAGCUAAAAAUGCUCUAUUUCGUAUAAUCAAGGGCCAUAAUUCAGGAAGUUACGAUCCGAUAUGCGCGAAUAUCAAAAGAAACCAAGAUCUUCGAGCUAUAAACAUGUACUGCAAGUUUUAUCAAAAUCAGAUGAAAAUUGUGACCUGUAGAGUGUCCACAAGCUAAACACGUGAUUUUUCGUAUAAUCAGGGGCCAUAAUUCAUGAAGUUAUGGUCCGAUUUAUGCCAAUAUCGAAAGGAACCGAGAUUGUUGGGAGAUAGACCUAUAUUUUAAGUUUCGUCUAAAUCAAAUAAAAAUUGUGACAUGUAGAGUGUCCACGACAGGGGCAACGACAAUUUACAUCCACAUGAAAAUGUGGGCAUUUAAAAACCGUUAAAUUUAUCACUGUUACACCCUAUUGACUUGCAAUUUCGUGAUAAUCGGACCAAAACAGCCUGACAAAAUGGCAGCUCCUGUCCUUGGACACAAAUAGUGUAAAAGUAUGUCAUACCAAGGUUGUGGAUCCUCUAGAAGUCACAAUUUUUAUCAGAUUUUGAUGAAACUUAAAAUAUAUGGUUACGUCUAAAAGAUCUCUGUUCCUUUUGAUAAUUGCGCAUAUCAGACCGUCACUUCCUGGAUUAUGGCCCCUUUUUGUACGGAAAAUCGUAUUUUUUUUAGCCUGUUGAUUCUCUAUCACAAUUUUUUAUGAAGGUUGAAUUCGAAUUUCGGGAAAAUCAAAAAGAAACUGCCCGACAAAAUGGCUGCUCUUUGUACGCAAAUUGUGUAAAAGUGUGUAAUACGAAGGUUGAUGACCCUCCAGAAGUCACAAUUUUUAUCCGAUUUAAAUUUGAUUAAACUUAAAAUGUAUGUUUAUGUCCUAAAGAUCUCAGUCCUUUUCGAUAUUUGCACAUUUCAAACCAUAAAUUCCUGGAUUAUGGCCCUUGAUUGUUAAAAAAAUCGUGAUUUUGUUUUAGCUUGUUCUCUAUCCAUCUCUUGCAAAAUGUGGACAUAUCUUGCCUGGCAACCGCUGGUUUUCUCUCAUGAAAACAGACUUUUUUUCAAAAAAGCUUUAAUCAAUAUGGUUAUUUAGUAGAGUUUAAACAACAAAAUUGACUAUUUAGAUUGUAACCCCGUCAGACCGGGGUGGCGUCCUUUACCGUGUGGAACACCAGAUAUCGUGCUAUGGUCGCCAAUGAUCACCAUGUCACGGCGUUUGUUUUGAGCACGUUCAAAACAAACGCCAAGGUUCUGCUAUCUGACCUGGAAAGCUGUAAGAACUCGACUUUUUCAAGUUUGUAAUUUUUGGGGACAUUUUCUCGCUUUAUGUUCACGUUUGUCGACGACCGUGUGCAUUUUCUGGUCAGUAAGAACGCCACCCUGGUCUGACGGGGCUAUUAGUCUCCAAGCAAACUUCGUGGAACAAUGUAAACUAUAGCAAUGGUUUAUUCAUGAUAAUGCUUGUUACCAUUACUUCAGGACAUUUAAUAUGAAAAAGGUCAUUAUCAAAUGUAAAGAUUAUCCGUUUAAACUGUGCCUACUAUCAUGAUUUAUAGUUUACGCAAACUUUUAAUUGCUCAAUCGUAAUGGUUCUUAUGAACAAUAUACAUGUAUGUCAUUUAUUUUUUUAUUUACCGUUGAAAAGAGAGCUAAAAGUGUACAUGUGCACCUAUUAUUGGUUAAACCAAUACUCAACUUGAAUCCCAAUUAAAAUAUAAAGCUAUUUGUUUUUGUCCCCCUGUCUUUCGAAGAAAGCAGGGGACUAUUAAAAAUGGGUUCGUCGGUCUGUCUGUCACACUUUUUGGGACACAAUAACUCUCUUUCUAAUUGAGCUAAAAUGUUCAAACUUGAUGUGGGCGUUUAUUUAUGGGGCGCCGUUUGUAAAUUAAUUAUUUAGCUUUUUAUAUAGCAAAAAACACUAGAUUUAAUUUAAAUUUAUAUAUAUAGUUAAAUCUGGAUUUUUGUGCAAAUUUUUCACUUUUAAUAUUUAAACUAAAAAUACAACAAAAACUCAAUAUUUAACAUAAUAUAUAUUAAUAUUUCUUGAUUUGUCUCUAUUUUCAUAUUUAACAUUUAGCAUUGAA